This is a messenger RNA of Eutrema salsugineum, 1065 nucleotides long. RefSeq lists its product as uncharacterized. Gene Ontology annotation, biological process: telomere maintenance; DNA repair. The transcript is spliced from 2 exons. The record is from RefSeq and is a predicted model, not a curated record. NCBI's taxonomy places the organism in Eukaryota, Viridiplantae, Streptophyta, Magnoliopsida, Brassicales, Brassicaceae. The coding region runs from base 1 to 1065 and encodes 354 amino acids. Gene Ontology annotation, molecular function: DNA helicase activity.
AUGCGUGAUAUAUUAGAAGUUGAUAAGCCCUUUGGUGACAAGGUCAUUGUUUUGGGAGGGGAUUUCAGGCAAAUAUUGCCAGUGAUUCCAAAUGCUGGGAAGGCAGAGAUACUUAUGGCCACUUUGAAUUCGUCACCUCUGUGGUACAAAUGUAGAGUGUUGAGACUUACACAGAACAUGCGAAUUAUAGCUGGAGAUAAUAGUCGUGCGAUGCUUGAACGAGCUGCCUUUACAAAGUGGAUCUUAGACAUUGGUGAUGGAAUGAUAAAUGAUGAUGGAAGUGGUGAAGCCGUGAUUGAUAUUCCUGAUGAUCUGGUUAUUAAAGACUGUAAAGAUCCUAUAAAAACGAUCGUCAAAGAAAUUUAUGGGAGUUCGUUUUCGAAAGAGACUGAUCCUAAAUUUUUCCAAGACCGUGCCAUACUGAGUCCAAGAAAUGAUGAUGUAGAGAUGAUAAAUGAUUACAUGCUUUCAAAGUUGUCGGGUGUUGAAAGGACCUAUCUUAGUUGUGAUAGCAUUGAUACGGCUGAAGAAGUUGUCAGUUACAAUGAUGCAUCUGAAGUUCCAUUGGAGAGUGUAGCCAGUAAGAAUACAGGUGGUUCCAACAAUAUGAUUUAUAUCGAGGAGUUUUUAAAUAGUAUCAAGAUGUCUGGUUUCCCUAAUCAUGUUCUGAAGUUGAGAGAGGGUACUCCUAUAAUGCUUCUAAGAAAUAUCAACCCUAAGAAUGAGUUGUGUAAUGGCACAAGACUCAUCAUUAUUAAGAUGGCUAAUUAUGUUCUCCAGGCUCAGAUAAUAACAUGUAGCAAGGUUGGUGAGAAAGUACUCAUUCCUAGGAUAUUCCUCUCUCUUUCGGAGAUGAAACUUCCUUUCAGGAUGAGACGCAAGCAGUUUCCUAUCACAUUAACUUUUGCAAUGACUAUAAACAAAAGCCAAAGACAAACACUCGAAAAGGUUGGUCUGUAUCUUCCAAGACCGGUAUUUACUCAUGGGCAACUCUAUGUCGCUGUGUCGAGGGUUAGACCAUCCACAACCCUGAACCCCAUGAUGGGGUUCAUCAACAUUUUUUAA